AUUAAAGUAUUUCCAUUUUGAACCCAUCUCUACACAUUUGAAUUCUUGUUGUUAUGGAAACAGUUCAUUGUUUGUAUCGAAAUAUUGUUCUUUCUGUAAUUUCCAAAGAAAGAGUUAUUUUUGAAGAGUUGUUCUUUUUUAAUUAUUUCUUCAAUAGUCCAUAGUUAGAUUGAUAUGCAUACACCAUCAACUAUGAUGAGUUCUAAAUCAGAUCAAGAAAGAUUACUGGUUAGUGCUGAUGGAGAAGCAAAUAAAAUUUCGAGAAUGUCAACUCCAAAACCAGUAAUGCACCUAGGCUCUGCUAUAGAACUUCAGAAACCUGGCAAUAUGGCGGUACCAAGCACGCCUUUCCGUACUGGUGUUGAAUCACGAUCUGGCACAGCCCUUAAACCACCAUCAAGUUUCAAAGUCAACACGGGGACAUUGCGCUCAUCCACAAGAACAGCAGCUUCAAGCCUUCGGUCAGGAACGGCAGCGGUCCCUAAUAGGCCAAUGACAGCAGUCAGAGGAGCUGGCUAUACCUCGCAUGGGAAAACGUUCGAUCCAACAUUUCAGUCUUCUUCGAUGCCAGUGCCACCCUUGGAGCUACAAAAAGACGACUCCCCCGAGGAAAGAAUACGCCUUCAAGAAAUGAAAAUCAUGGAUUUGGUGGAAGAAUCAUGCAAAGCUAGCGCGGCAGGAGACUUUAGACGCGCUUUGUCCAAGGCCAAAGAAGCUUCAAACAAGGAAAGAGCUCUGAUAAAGAUUCAGGAGCAGGUGAAGAUGGCAGAGACCCAUAAUAUGGAUUUAACAUUCGAGGUCCUAUUUAAUCUCGGCAACCAAUAUGCGGCCAAUGAACUCUACCAAGAAGCUCUAAACACCUACCAGAUGAUCAUCAAGAAUCGGAUGUUCACCAACGGUUACCGCCUUAAGAUCAACAUGGGCAACAUCUACUUCAAGCAGGGUCGCUACGAUAUGGCCAUCAAGAUGUUCCGUAUGGCCUUGGAUCAGAUGUCCAACGUUCAUAAAAACCUAAGGAUUAAAAUAAUGCACAACAUAGCCAUGGUUUUCAUCAAGAUGGGACAAUGGGUGGAAGCUGUGACCAACUUGGAGUAUAUAAUGAGCGAGCAGGCCUGUCAUAGGGCUGGUCUGCACCUGGUGGUUUGCUGCAGAGCUCUGGAAGAUACGGACCAGAUGAAAAAUGCCUUCACAUCUCUUUUAUCGGUUCCUAUGAAUAUGGACGAUGAAGACAAAUACAACAUGGAACAGGACAAUCCUGAAGAAUCCUUCAUCGCUAGAGCCAUCAGAAAUGACGAUCUGCACCGAUACGAAAUUCAGAAACGCAGAGAGGCUGAAUACUGCAUCUUAAAUGCCGCCAAAUUGAUUGCACCACUUAUUGGUGACUCGUUCAGCGCAGGUUACGACUGGUGCGUUGCCACCAUAAAGAAGUCGGAAUACGCCAGAUUAGCGUCCGAACUGGAAAUCAACAAGGCCGUGAUGUUUCUGAAGCAGAAGCAGCUACCAGAGGCUGUGAAUACUUUGAAGGCUUUCGAGAAGGAUUCUAACAUAGCUAUAAACGCUGCUGUGAAUCUGUCGUUCAUCUAUUUCUUGCAAGGGGACUAUGAGACCGCGUUAACUUACGGGCAAGUUGUAGAAUCUUCCCCGGUUAAGAUACCGGAAGGAUUCGUGAAUUUGGGUGCAUGCCUGAUGGCGCAGGGUCAACAGGAGAGGGCUAUAAGUUGUUUCGAGGCUGCUCUGGAGUUGGCACCGAAUCAUUUCGAGGCUACUUAUAAUUUAGGUCUUGCUCUGAAGGACCAAGGACACUUCGAGAGGGCCUUGGAGUGCUUCCAGCAAUUCACCGGAUCCUUGGCGCUACUCCCCUGUGUGAUAUACCAAACUGCGCACGUUUUAGAUUUGAUGCAAGACGCCGAAGCCGCGGCAGACACCUACCAACAGCUUUUAGGCUUGGUCCCGGCGGACGCUGAAGCCUUGCAAAAGCUGGGAGAAUUGUACGAUCGCGAAGGGGACAAACAGCAAGCCUAUCACUAUCACUUGGAGUCUUUCAGAUACUUCCCAGCCAAUUUGUCGGUGAUCGAGUGGUUAGGAUCGUACUACAUCGAGAUGCAAGUGGUGGAAAAGGCCUUGGUUUAUUUCGAGAAAGCUGCCAUAAUGCAACCAAACGAACCGAAGUGGAACAUGAUGGUAGCUGCUUGUUAUAGAAGAAGCGGAAACAUGCACAGAGCUUUGACACUGUACCAAGCUAUACACAAGCAGUUUCCAGAGAAUGCAGAGUGUCUACGUUAUUUGGUUAGAUUGUGCAGCGAUUUGGGAAUGAGGGAGACUCAAGAUUACGUGAUGGAAUUGAAGAAGCUAGAGAGGACCAAGGAGGUUAGGGAAAGGGUCAACAGCAGCCGUCCAGGUUCUAGAAGGGGCAAUAGAGGCUUAACUUCGAGCGCCAGUUCAGGAUUCAGUGUAGUAAUGGAAAAUGUAUCAACCAGCGCAAGAAGUUCGGCAGGUAGAAAUUUAGAAUCUUCACAAAUGAUGAACUUCCGGAAUAGCGCAGGAAGUAAUGAUUCUGGAUUAGAUAAUAGUGAUACAUCCUAUAUGGAUCCAUUAGGGCCUCAGCCUUUGAGACCACGAACAGGGAUGGGUAAACCUCUUGACUUUGAAGAUUUUGACAAUGAAGAAUUGGGUGAUGACCUACUACCUGAAUAGUGAGCUUAUAGCAUUUUAUUCUGUUGUGAUGGAAUGUUUCAUAUCAUGAUUAUAAAAUGAUAUGAAUUAAUUUUUUAUUCUAUGUAGUAUGUAAUUGUUAGAAUUCAAAUACAAUGUAUGUUAAUAUAUGUUAA
Coccinella septempunctata (seven-spotted ladybird) is the source of this 2828-nucleotide messenger RNA. RefSeq names its product intraflagellar transport protein 88 homolog (gene nompB). Gene Ontology annotation, biological process: non-motile cilium assembly; intraciliary transport. The coding region runs from base 175 to 2694 and encodes 839 amino acids. Gene Ontology annotation, molecular function: kinesin binding. The record is from RefSeq and is a predicted model, not a curated record. Gene Ontology annotation, cellular component: non-motile cilium; centriole; ciliary basal body. Lineage: Eukaryota; Metazoa; Arthropoda; Insecta; Coleoptera; Coccinellidae. The transcript is spliced from 13 exons.